Lasiodiplodia theobromae is the source of this 804-nucleotide messenger RNA. RefSeq names its product Glutathione s-transferase. The transcript is spliced from 2 exons. Gene Ontology annotation, biological process: glutathione metabolic process. The record is from RefSeq and is a predicted model, not a curated record. Bases 1 to 804 code for a protein of 267 amino acids. NCBI's taxonomy places the organism in Eukaryota, Fungi, Ascomycota, Dothideomycetes, Botryosphaeriales, Botryosphaeriaceae. Gene Ontology annotation, molecular function: glutathione transferase activity.
AUGCCCGCACCGGAAGCCAAGCGUCAGCGCACGCAGCCGACCUACGAGCUGCUCUACCACCCGAGCAUCCCGGGCCGGGGCGAGUACAUCCGGCUGGUGCUCGAGGCGGCGGGCGCGCCGUACAGCGACGUGGCCAAGGAGAAGGGCGACGAGGGCUACGCGCGCGUGCUGGCGGCGUGCUCGGCCACCAGCACCGGCGAUGCCGACGGCAACCCGCCCGCCUUCGCGCCGCCCGCGCUGCGCGUGCCGGGCGCCGGCAGGGACGGCAAGGCCCUGGUCAUCUCGCAGACGCCCAACAUCGUUCAGUACCUCGCCGCCAAGCUCGGCCUGGCGCCCGCCGACGAGGCCGACGCCCUGCACGCCAACCAGCACAUGCUGACCGCCCUCGACCUGAGCAACGAGGCCCAUGACUCGCACCACCCCAUUGCCGUGUCGCUGUACUACGAGGACCAGAAGGAUGCGGCCAAGCAGCGAGCGAACGACUUCCGCGAGACCAGAAUCCCAAAGUUCUUCAGUUACUUUGAGCGCACGCUGAAGGGCAACGAAGAACUGGGCCAGGGCAAGUAUCUCGUCGGUGAUAAGCUGUCUCAUGCGGAUACGACACUCUGGCAAGUUGUUGAUGGCCUGUUCUUUGCCUUCCCCAAGGAGCUUGCGGCACGGAAAAGCGAAUUUCCUCUGCUGCUAGAGAAGUUCUAUGCCGGUAUCAAGGAAGAGAAGGGUCUGAAGGAGUACCUUGCCAGUGACAGGCGCCUGAAGUACUCCAUGGGUCUCUACCGACACUACCCUGAGCUAGACCGCGAGUGA